Molecule: messenger RNA, 1394 nt
Organism: Oreochromis niloticus (Nile tilapia)
Lineage: Eukaryota; Metazoa; Chordata; Actinopteri; Cichliformes; Cichlidae
Gene: lgals8a
Product: galectin 8a
Exons: 9
Coding region: 269-1234 (321 amino acids)
Cellular component (GO): cytoplasm
Molecular function (GO): carbohydrate binding
Source: RefSeq, a predicted model, not a curated record
GGACAGUGACGUCAUGACCGAGGACCACAGCGUGGUUUACAUAACAACAGUUUAGAAAAAAAACAAACACGCUUUUUAGUUUAAAGUGGUUUUAAGUAUAUUUCUACGAGAAUUCAGUUGACAUCACUGUGACUUGAAGCUCUGAUUUUAUCUUCCGGUCUGUAGUCUUUGGGCUCAUCCUUAAACACGUGGUCCGCUUGACGUCAUAAGCGGAAAUAAACAAACGAAGUAGUCAGAAAUAGCUGCGGAGACGCUAUUCUGCGCCAAAAUGUCGAUUUCCAACCCGAGACAGGUGUUCCACAACCCGUCGAUUCCCUUUGCUGGGACAAUCCUGGGUGGGUUCCUGCCGGGUGAGAUGGUUCUGAUCCAGGGCUCUGUGCCGUCUGGUGCUGACAGGUUCCAGGUGGACUUCACCUGCGGCAGCAGUGUGAAGCCGCGGGCCGACGUAGCAUUCCAUUUCAACCCGAGGAUCAAAAAGUCAUGCAUCGUGUGCAACACGCUGACGAAGGAGUGCUGGGGCCGCGAGCAGAUCCACUACGAGAUGCCCUUCAGGCUCGAGGUCGACUUUGAGCUCAUCAUCCUCAUCCUCAAAGACCAGUUCAAGGUGGCGGUGAACGGCGCCCACCUGCUGGAGUACAAACACAGAGUGGAGCUGGAGCGUGUUGACACCAUCAGCAUCUCAGGAAAAGUCAAAGUUCAGGCUGUGGGCAUCCUUUCCCCAAGCUCAAGCCCCACCUCUCCCGCUGGCAGUCUGACCAAUCAGGACACAGAGAUGAGCAUGAGAACAGAUGCACAAACUCAGCCGGUGUUCUCCUCAUCAGGUGAUUUGAGUAUCCCGUUCAGAGGUCAGCUGGUUAAUGGGCUGAGCGUUGGACGCAGCAUCAUCAUCAAAGGAGAAACCAAUCAGAACGCAGAGAGUUUCUGCGUGAACCUGCGGCCAGCGACUGGGUCCGACAUCGCUCUCCACCUGAACCCUCGCUUGAAGAAGCGCGUCUUUGUCAGGAACUCCUUUCUGUCCGACUGCUGGGGUCAUGAGGAGACAGUGCUCGCCUCCUUCCCCUUUACUGCAGGGCAAUACUUUGAGAUGAUCAUCCGCUGCGACUCGCAGCACUUCAGAGUUGCCAUGAAUGGGCAGCACCAGCUCGAUUACAAACACCGCAUGAAGGAGCUGAGCGCCAUCAACCAGGUGGAGGUGAAAGGAGAUGUGACGCUGCUCGCCGUGAGGGUCCUCUGAGCACCUCCUCGCCAUCAUGAACACCAAGCCAUAGAAAAAAAUAAAAUCACUGACGCCUCCUCCGUAACCAUUUAACAGAUUCUAACUUUAUUUCCUUUUACUAAAAAAACCCAUCUGUCUUGUCGAGUGUUUUCAAAAUAAAAGUCUGUCAUUGCUCACA